Molecule: messenger RNA, 3458 nt
Organism: Puntigrus tetrazona (Sumatra barb)
Lineage: Eukaryota; Metazoa; Chordata; Actinopteri; Cypriniformes; Cyprinidae
Product: beta-1,3-galactosyl-O-glycosyl-glycoprotein beta-1,6-N-acetylglucosaminyltransferase 3-like
Cellular component (GO): membrane
Molecular function (GO): acetylglucosaminyltransferase activity
Source: RefSeq, a predicted model, not a curated record
CUUAAAAUAAGAGAGAUUAUACAAAAUGCAUGUUAUUUUUUUUAUUAUUAUUUAGUACAAAUGAUGUUUACAUAUUGUCCACAAGACAAAAAACUGCAAAAAUGAUUUUAUUUUAUGUUUUCAUGAGUCCUUUAUUUGUUUUGAACAGUUAAACUGAGCCUGGUUCUUCAGAAAAGACCCUCCAUGUCCAAAAGAUUCUUUAGUUUUUUUUAGCACCUUUUGCAUUUUUGAUGUCAGCCAUCUUUUGUGAUGAAGACUGGCCCGACAUGAUGCUGGUGGGUGGAGUUAGCGUCAACAGCCUUUGCCAACAAGGCGGUUUAUUUGCACUUAGUGUUAGCAGCAAUAGAGCCUAGUAACACAGAUGCUAUUGACACCAUUUUAAAAUAGUAGGAUUUUCUACUAUUUAUAAUACUUUUUGCAAAUAGUGGAUGAUGGACUAAUAGCCACCUUGUUAGUUAGUUAGUUAGUUAGUAAUCUUAGUUAGCUUAACAAUCACACGUUGGUGGGUGGAGUUCAUGCAAAUAGCCUCUGCCAACAAGGCAGGUUAUUUGCACUUGGACACUGCGAUAAAAUGAACUCCUGACUUAUACUCAGUUGACAGCAAGAAUGGAGCUUUUUCGGACAAUAAAAGUAAAUUUCAUUUGAAACACCAAGCUCAAGAAAAAAGGUGUAAUAAAAAGUAGUCCACACAAACUAAACAGUAUUCGAAGUCUUCUGAAGUCAUAUGAUAAAUUUGUGAGAGGAACAGCCUAAAAGUUAAGCAGUAACUUGCCUUCAAACAUCUUUGAGGUCGAGUAUUUUUUUUGGGGGAAACUGGCCACUUUAAUUCUCGCGGUUGACUUGACCUAUAUAGACGCUGCGUGUUAUAUGCAUCUCUGGACCACAAAAACGUCACAUGUCGCACAGGUAGCAAUAGCCAACAGUACAAUGUGAAAUGGGUUGAUUUUAUUUUUCUGUUAUGCCAGCAAUCCUAAGGAUAUUAAAAAGAUCAUGUCCCAUUAAGAUAUUUUGUCAAUUUCCUACGGUUAACACGUUUUAUUUGUAACAUGCAUUGACAACCUUUUUUGGACAACUUUUCUCAAUGUUUUUGCAACCAAGAUUUGCAAAUAGUUUUCAUGGUCAAAUAUUGAAAAACCAUAGAUCAAUGGGAACCAUACCGCUGGGGACCCGCAGUCCAGCAGAGUUCAGCUCCAACCCUAAUCAAACCCACUUUAAACAGCUAAUCAGGGUCUUCAGGAUCACACGAAAAGACACAGGCCAGGUGUUCUGACGAAGUUUGGAAAUAAACUUUGCAGAAAAGUGGGUUCCCAAGAGCAGGCUUAAAGACCUGCGAAAUAUCAUAUUCAAGUGCUGAUUUAAUUGUUGUGCCAGACUGCAAGCCGGUACUUUUGCUGGGAUUUAUCAGAGACACCUAUUUUAUGAAACCUCAAUCAACUCUGCAAUCAUAUUCUAAAUGCGCAUUUGUGUUUUAUUGUCUAUUGUUGUUUUGGUCAUAAAGCCUAUUUCAUGUGACAAAUUACACCACACAAUAUGAAAACAUGCUCUGCUGUUUGCACAUCAUAAAAUCUUUCCUUGAAAAUACUCUUUAAACAUAAUUGUUUAUACAGAAAUUGACCACAUUUUGUUCUCACUUCUAUACCCCAGGAAAUUACCUUUCAUUAUUCCCAUAGAACCGAAUCCUUGGUAACCAUGGAUUUCUCCACGGCUGAGCGGUCCCUACCUUGCCUACUGUAUACAUCUGCCUUUUGGUAGUUCCAUCUCUUACAUGAACCAGAGAGGCUGCUUCAUACCUUACUGAGACAGUAGCAGUAGUUUCUUACAUGUUGGAGACAGAAAAUGAGACUUAAUAAACCUAUGUUUCUGGUAAGAAUUCCUAUUCUUUCAUUGGGUACAACACUGUCCAUCGUCCUACUGAACUAUCCAAGGAAGAACUGCUCUUCUAAGGGGAAACUGGAACUGAAUCACUUACUAAAGCAGGAUGCUGGAGAAUUACAGGCUUGUUCUGCUAUUAUCCGAGGAGACAUGGAUGGGGUGGACAAGGAUGACUUCAGGAAGCUGCUGGCUUCUAAAAAAAGAACUAAUUUGCUAUCCGAGUCAUUCUACCUCAACACAACCAAGGAUUGUCCAUCCUUCAUCCGAGACAGAGGAUUUCUGACGGUUUCUCUCAGCAAAGAGGAGAAAGAUUUUCCUAUCGCUUACUCCAUGGUGGUCCAUGAGAAGAUUGAGAUGUUUGAAAGGCUCCUGAGAGCCAUUUACAGUCCUCACAAUGUCUACUGUGUUCACGUGGACCAGAAGUCUCCUGAGAUAUUUAAAGAAGCAGUAAGGGCCAUAACGUCCUGCCUGACCAACGUGUUUGUGGCCAGCAAACUGGAGCAUGUGAUCUACGCCUCCUGGUCUCGAGUUCAAGCGGACAUCAACUGCAUGCAGGAUCUUCUCAAGUCACCGGUCCAGUGGAAGUAUCUGCUCAACACCUGUGACGAUUUCCCCAUUAAAACCAACGCAGAAAUGGUUCAGUCUCUAAAACACUUGAACGGAAAGAACAGUUUGGAGUCUGAGAACGUAGGGGGAAAAAAGAACCGCUGGGAAUAUCACCACGAUGUUACAAAUGUUGUGACUCGGACAGAUGUUAAAAAGUCGCCUCCUCCAAUUAAGAGCCCCAUGUUUUCAGGGAAUGCGUACUUUGUGGUUUCAAGAGAGUUUGUGGAGCACAUCUAAAACAAAGAGAUUCAAGAUUUCAUGGAAUGGGAGAAAGACACGUACAGUCCAGAUGAGCACAUGUGGGCUACAUUACAGCGGAUGCCUUCAGUACCGGGAUCUAAUCCUUCAAACAUCAAGUAUGAACUAUCGGACAUGAACGCCAUUGCCCGGCUGGUGAAGUGGAGCUACCAUGAAGGAGAUCUAAAGAACGGGGCUCCCUACCCACCAUGCACUGGGACGCACAGACGGGCAGUGUGUGUCUAUGGAGCUGGAGACUUGAAAUGGAUUGUGCAGCAACACCAUCUUUUAGCAAACAAGUUCGACCCAGAAGUAGACGAUGUAGCCAUCAAAUGCAUGGAAGCCUUUUUAAGGUACAAAACUAUUCAUGGUCGAUCAUUACUAACGGUUCAAAAUUCUGGCAUUAUUUUAUGAUGUAUUAAUGUUUUAUGCAUUUUUCCAAAAAAAUUGUCAAUGUGACUUUCUAUACGCACAAACUUAUCGACGAGAGGACAGAAUAACAAUAAAAAUUUUAUGUAAGUGUAUACAUAAAACUUUUUUAUAUUUUAUUUAGAUUUACCUUUUUUUGUAAAUGUAUGUGGAACAUGAUUGUAUAGGAGUAUAACAAACAAACAAACCUAAAACACAAACGCAUUUUCGUUCAAAAGGAGCGAAGUGGAGACACGCUCCAAAAAAAAAAAAAAAAAAAAAAAAAAAAAAAAAAUACAGAAACGUUACGGUGUCCUGAUAUCUGUAAAGGAAGU